Molecule: messenger RNA, 780 nt
Organism: Suillus subalutaceus
Lineage: Eukaryota; Fungi; Basidiomycota; Agaricomycetes; Boletales; Suillaceae
Exons: 3
Coding region: 57-563 (168 amino acids)
Source: RefSeq, a predicted model, not a curated record
CUGGUGCCUAUAAAACCACUUUCCUAAGUUAUGGAUGGUUUUGACCGCAUACAACCAUGUCCCAGCAAGACCUAGACCCGGUUGACCUCAACUCGUUGAUGUUGCGGGACGCUAGUACCCGUCUUACUAGCUGUGCUGUGACAGAGUUCAACGAUUGGUCAAUCAGACAUCCAUAUAUCGUAGCUGGAGCUCUACUCUGCAUCAUUGGAACUCCUGAACUCCUUCUGACACCAUUGCGGCUCGCGCGUUAUAUAUGCUUCUCCCCAUUUCGGUUGAUCCUUUGGCCGUUCAAGCUCUUGACUAGGUUUAUCCUGUAUAUUUUCGGUUUUAGGAGAGAGGGUGUAGCAAAAGGUUCAUACGCAGCCCGAUACCAAUCCCGUCGUUAUGGUGGCUACGUACCACCGCAGUCUACCUUUUCAAAAUUCCAGGCCGUGACGCAUGGGGCUACCGAUGAUCUUGAGGACGGAGACGAAACAAAAUCGACGUUUGCGGCUCCUGUGUCUUUCAUAGCAUUUAUUGGACUUUGGUUUGUCUUGGGUAGGGCGUGGGGAUGGUGGUAUUGAUGCUGUGGGCGGUAUUGUGGAUGUUCGAUGGAGGGAGUUGAGUCAGUGUCAGCAACAUGCAAUAUUUGUGAUGCUAUACUCAUUAACUGAUGCAACUUAUAAGUAUGAGGCAUAUUCGUCUACUCAGUAGAACGACGCGUUCCCGUAAAUUUGUCGUCAACUUGCGUAACCCCGUCGUACUGCUUAGUAUUGGAAAGUGUUGUGUUGAAAAUAACAC